Microthlaspi erraticum is the source of this 1896-nucleotide messenger RNA. Lineage: Eukaryota; Viridiplantae; Streptophyta; Magnoliopsida; Brassicales; Brassicaceae. The record is from the annotation of a GenBank genome assembly.
AUGAGUGAGAUGGACGGAGUAGCUAGAGGUUGUGGCGCGAGAGGGCGCGGUGCUCGAGGCCGUGGUGGCAGAGCUAGAGGCCGUGGAGGCCGGGGCCGAGGUUGUGGACUUCCGGAUUCGGGAGAGAGUGUGGCGCCUAGUGUGGCGACUGCGUCGGUGACCCAGUCGGUAUCCGUGGCGAGUGAGGCCAGUGUGGAUGCGAGUGUUGGUUUGGGAGCGGGGGCUGCUCCGGUGGUUCCACAGGGGCUCCGGGAGUACCUCCAGUGGCAGAGGUGCAGCAGGGGCUGCGGGUUUUGUUCAGCCGCAGGCUGUGGGUUUGAUGGUGCCGCCUAUUUGGAUAUGAUGGGGCACAUGCAGAGGAUUGGUACGCCGUACUUUAGGGCGGAGUUAGCCCAGAGGCGGCAGAUUAGUGGCGUUAGAGAUUGGAGCGGAAUUUCCAGUCUAUCAGAUGUUUGUUUAGUACCAGGGACCUUGUUAGUGGGCGGUUUUGAGUCCCACGUUUUAUUCGACUCUGGAGCAUCGAAUUGCUUCAUUACACCGGAGCGUGCCGAGAAGAGUGGCAUCCGGAGUAGCGCGGGCGAGAGCGCGGGCAUGGUCAAGGUGGCGGGAGGUGGAUUCUUGUCUACUUUGGGCCGUGCUAGAGGAGUCGAGAUCGAGAUUGCGGGGCAGUCAAUGCCAGCAGACUUAGUCAUCAGUCCGGUGGAGCUGUAUGACGUUAUUCUCGGGAUGGACUGGUUGUCACACUACAGAGUUCAUCUGGAUUGCUACAGAGGUAGAGUGGUCUUCGAGCGAGAUGCAGGGAGGUUGGUUUAUCAGGGAGUGAGACCGACUUCCGGGAGUAUUGUGAUAUCUGCUAUUCAGGCCGAGCAGUUGUUAGAGCGGGGCUGUGAGGCGUAUCUGGCGACGAUUUCUAUGUCUGAGUCAGGAGCUGGAGUUGUUAUGGGAGAUAUUGAGGUUGUCCAGGAUUUUGAGGAUGUCUUUCAGUCACUGAAGGGAUUACCACCAUCUCGGUCUGAUCCUUUCACGAUUGAGUUAGAGCCGGGGACAGCACCGAUAUCGAAGACGCCUUACAGGAUGGCGCCAGCUGAGUUGGCAGAGCUGAAGAAGCAGAUAGAGGACCUUUUGUCUAAGGGGUUCAUUCGACCGAGUGUUUCACCGUGGGGAGCACCGGUGUUGUUUGUGAAGAAGAAGGAUGGGAGUUUCAGACUUUGUAUCGAUUACAGAGGUCUUAACCGAGUCACUGUGAAGAACAGGUACCCACUCCCGAGGAUUGAUGAGUUGUUGGAUCAGUUGAGGGGUGCUACUUGGUUCUCCAAGAUUGACUUGGCAUCGGGGUAUCAUCAGAUCCCGAUAGAUGAGGCAGAUGUCAGGAAGACUGCUUUCAGGACGCGUUAUGGGCAUUUUGAGUUUGUGGUUAUGCCUUUCGGUUUGACUAACGCGCCGGCAGCCUUCAUGAGAUUGAUGAACGACGUGUUCAGGGAGUAUUUGGACGUGUUCGUCAUCAUUUUCAUUGAUGAUAUUCUGGUAUACUCGAGGAGUCAGGAGGAGCAUGCGACUCACUUGAGGUUGGUUCUGGAGAAGCUUCGGGAGCAGAAGCUUUUUGCUAAGUUGAGCAAGUGCAGUUUCUGGCAGCGAGAGAUGGGAUUUCUUGGCCACAUUGUUUCUGCAGAGGGAGUUUCUGUGGAUCCGGCUAAGAUUGAGGCUAUCAGAGAUUGGCCUAGACCUAGUAGUGCCACCGAGAUCAGGAGUUUUCUGGGUUUGGCAGGAUACUACAGGAGGUUCGUCAAGGGGUUUGCUACCAUGGCGCAGCCGAUGACGAAGUUGACCGGGAAGGAUGUCCCUUUGUUUGGUCAGCUGAGUGUGAGGAGAGCUUUAGUCAGCUCAAGGAGAUGUUGA